Phragmites australis (common reed) is the source of this 1868-nucleotide messenger RNA. RefSeq names its product zinc finger protein MAGPIE-like. NCBI's taxonomy places the organism in Eukaryota, Viridiplantae, Streptophyta, Magnoliopsida, Poales, Poaceae. The transcript is spliced from 3 exons. The record is from RefSeq and is a predicted model, not a curated record. Gene Ontology annotation, cellular component: nucleus. Gene Ontology annotation, molecular function: DNA-binding transcription factor activity. The coding region runs from base 232 to 1644 and encodes 470 amino acids.
AGCUCGACUGUCUUGCCUUCCCUCUCGAUCCUACUAUAUAAGAACAAAAGUUGCCCAUUUUGUCGAGCCCAAAUUGAGAGAGCAAUUAAGUAGUAGUUUCAUCCUAUCCUUUUGUUAGAGAGAAGCUCAAGCAAGUGAGAUCAAGAACAAGGGUUAUUAGACCGGCCGGCCAGGAUCGAUCUAAAUCAUCGCAGCAAGGCCAGGCCGGCAAGAUACGAGACAAAACUAACAAUGGCAAGUGAAGCGGCAUCCAUCAUCUCCAACCAGCAGCAGCAGCCGCCGUCUCAAGGACAAGAGCACCCUCUCCCUCCUCCAGCCAAGAAGAAGCGCAACCUCCCCGGCACACCAGACCCUGAUGCUGAGGUGAUCGCGCUGUCGCCGCGGACGCUGCUGGCGACGAACCGGUUCGUGUGCGAGAUAUGCGGCAAGGGGUUCCAGCGCGACCAGAACCUGCAGCUGCACCGGCGCGGCCACAACCUGCCCUGGAAGCUGCGGCAGCGCAGCGGCAAGGAGCCAAGGAAGCGCGUCUACGUGUGCCCCGAGAAGAGCUGCGUCCACCACAACCCGUCCCGCGCGCUCGGCGACCUCACCGGCAUCAAGAAGCACUUCUGCCGCAAGCACGGCGAGAAGAAGUGGAAGUGCGACAAGUGCAACAAACGCUACGCCGUCCAGUCCGACUGGAAGGCGCACUCCAAGACCUGCGGCACGCGCGAGUACCGAUGCGACUGCGGCACACUCUUCUCAAGGAGGGACAGCUUCAUCACGCACCGCGCCUUCUGCGACGCGCUGGCGGAGGAGACGGCCAGGCUCAACGCCACCGCGGCCGCGACGUCGUUCUGCGGCCAGAACUACCUCCUCGCCGGAUCGGCGGCGGGGCUGGCCGUGCGCCCCAACAUGAUGCUCCCCCCGGCCGCCGCCGCGAGCCUCAAGCCUGGCCAGCUUUUCGGUCCGGCAACGGCGGGCGUCGGGGACCUGUGCGACGACGGCGCGGCCCGUCACGGCGGCUUCUCGUUGUGGGGCAGCGACACGCUGCCGUCCGUAGGAGUAGGACACAUUGGUAGUGUUCUGGCCGGUUGCGGUGCGCCAGUGCCAUCGCAGCUGUACGCGGAUCUCUUCCCGCCGAGCUCCGGCGCACCGCCCCAGUUGGACGCGGCGCAGCUGGGCUGGCUGUACGGGAACGGCAAGCUAUCGUCGUCGAACGCCAGCGAGUUGACGAGCGCCUCAGCGGCAAAGGAGGCGGACAGCGUGCCGUCCGUGUUCAGCGGGCAGCAGCACGCGAAGCCCGCGGCGCCCAGCGACAUGUCCGCGACGGCGCUGCUGCAGAAGGCCGCGCAGAUCGGCGCCGUGACGUCGGGCACAGCGAUGCGGCUCGUGGGGGCCUUCGAGCCGGCCAAGCCCGGCGCACAGGUCGAGGCGUGCAACAAAUUCGAGGUUGGAGCUCUGUUUGGCGCAAGCCAGGAGAACGGCAACCUCGGGGGAACAAUGAGCGAGCUCACGGCGACCACCGGGAACGUGCCGCACGACGUUUUGUCGGCGGUGCGCCACGGCGGGCUGAAGGACGCCGUGGGGAGGGAUGAGACUAGGGAUUUCUUGGGCGUUGGCGUGCGAGCGCUGUGCUCCUCAUCGUUGCAUGGGUGGAUUUAAUUGGGCAGAUCGACUUAGUUACUUAAUUUGCAGGCCAAUCAUCUCAUGCAUGUAGCUAGCCAUGCAUUGAGAGAUCAUCAGUAGUGUUAAUUCGAAGCUACGUAUGUAAGCAGCAAUGGCAAGAAUUAAGGUGUCAUGCAUGCAACAAUGGCAACAAGUUUAUUUAUUCAGCUGUCAUUUAUAUAUAGUCUUGUCAUACUAGUAUAUGUGAUUUUAAUUUGGCA